AGAACAUCUACAGUUGGUAUGGAGCUCCGGUUAAUCCUGUUAGUCACUGUUUACUUGCAUAGCAGAGAGUGAAGUGUGAUAUUUAACUUCACUGACAGCUCCCCAGUGAGUUUCUGGUUUACUUUCCGUUUGUUAUGGACAGCUAAUUUUGCGGAGGGACUCGCUUCCAAAUCCUGUCUCUGUCUAUCAUAGUUUGCCCGAAUAUUUUGGUAAAGAUGCACACUUGAUGCUAAAAAUUUGAGAGAGGCAGGGGCAGGGUUGUUUGCUUUGUGUUUGUUUUAGCUUUCAGUUCUGAAGAGAAGCUUUCAUGGGUGACAGAGAGGAGGAGUUGGAAGGUAGAUAUGUUUGUUUUGAGAAGGCACAGUUUAGGAAAGACAUGGACCUAAGAGAUGAGGUUCUUGGGAGAACUAAAGAGUAACACACAACUUGCUAGUGGUAGUGGAGUUUAAUGCUUUCUUUUGCAUGGUUGCUUCAUGACUCACUCAAAAGACAUCAAGACUGUACUAGGCACCAACCAUAAGGUUAGGAAAUCCUAUAGGAAAAAGCCUUGCCUCUUACGCUUGCAGUUUAAGAUAAUAGAAACCAGGAAGAAAAUCAACCGAAAAGAUUGUAUCUUUAAAAGGACUAAAAAAGUAAAUAUAUAUAUAUUUAUAUUUGUAUGCAUUUGGUGGAACAGUUAAGAUGCUGUUUGAGCUUCCCUCCCAUAUCUGAGUACCCAGCUUGAGUCCCUGCUAUUCCACUUCUGAUCCAGCAUCCUGCUCUUGGGCACUGAGGGAGGCAGUCGAUAGUGGCUCAGGUCUCGGGUCCCAGCCACCCACAUGGGAGACUUGGAUUGCAUUCUGUGCUCCUGGCUUCAGCUUGACCCAGCGCUGGCUGUCACAGGCAUUUUGGGCAUGAACCAGUGGAUGGAAAAAUGCCUAUGUGUCGCUCAUUGUUUCUCUGCCUUUGGAAUACAAUAAAAAAUGUAUUUGAUCUUAUUUGAUGAUUAAACCAUUUUUCUGAGGUAGAUUUUUAUCUCUGUUUUACACAAAAUAGGCUAUAUAACCAGAGUGUGCCAGAGGUAGGAUUUGGAGCCCAAAUCUGCCUGCCUGACUGAGGUUUAAAGGUUGGUGACUUCAUCUGGCUCAUUCAGAUGUGGAGCUCAGACUAGGUCAUCUCUGAAGGUCCAUUCAAGUUAUAGUCUGUGAUUCUGUGAAUAUGAGUUGAGAAUGCAAAGAACAGGCAGGCUGUAGAUUAGGGACACAGUGCUGAUGUCUUUGCCUUCAAGUAGCUUUCCGAGUCUUUGGGGUGAUGAGAUAAGCAUAUGUGAAAAAGUCAGCCAGCAGUACCCGAGUUGAGUGGUAUGGAUAUUUUAUAGAUUAUUUUUUAAACAUUUAUUUAUUUCUUUGAAAGAGAGGUUAGAGAGAGAGAGAGAGAGAGGAGAGGAGAGACAGGGAUCUUCUAUCUGCUAGUUCACUCCCCAAAUGGCUGUAUUGGCCAGGACUUGGCCAGGUUGAAGCUAGGAACUCCAUCUGGGUCUCCCACGUGGGUGGCAGGGGCCCACAUAACAAAUAUCAUCAAAUAUAUUUGGCCAUCUUCCCCUGCUUUCUCAGGCACAUUAGCAGGGAGCUGUUUGGGAAGUAGAGCAGCUGGGACUCAAACCAUUGCCAAUAUGGGAUGCCAGUGUUGCAGGCAUUAGCUUUACUUGCUGUACCACAACACUGGCCCUUUUAUAGAUACUUUGAGAAACAAGCUCAAUGUAGAUUGAAAUCCUAGAAAUAGUUGAGGCAGUGAGUUCCUAAAUUGUUUUGCAGCAGUGGAGAGUGUUGCCUGCUGUGGCAAUAGGUUUUUGGUUUGUUUCUACACUGGUAAUGGAGAUGGAGAUGGCCCAGGAAGACCAUGGGCAAGUAACCUUACAACUGAGGGGCCAGGAGGACCAUGUUACAAGUUGAGGCUUGCCUUAAGCUUUUUAUCUGUUGAGGUGGUUGCCCAGAAUAUUUUGAUAUUCUCAAAUUAUUGAUCUUUUGGUCUUAAUAUCCAUUUAGAAUGUUUUCUGCUAAAGCAGUUUUGGUCCUGGAAGAUACAGGCAUGCAUAUUCAUUUUCUGUGUUUGUUUUCUUUUCAUGUAGACCAUUUUCUGCAUGAAAGGGAGCAUUGUUGGCCACCUAGUCUGCAAAAUAUUGCUUGAUAAUGGAUUUUAAUGAACAGGUUUGCUGUGAAAAAAUAUGUUGGAUGCUUGGAACUAUAAUUAUUAAAUGAGACUUCUGGCAUUUAUGAACAUCCUGAUUUGGUUGGGAAAUAUUUCACCUGUGGGGUUUUGAUAGUUGUCUCACCAUUUACAGUGUUUAUAGGGUAGUCCGAACACUGAUUACUAUGAUAUUGAAGGGUGUUUAAGAUGAAAAAUUGUUUUAGUUCUUUUUUUUAAUAUUUAUUUAUUUGAAAGUCACAGUUACACUGAGAGAGAAGGUGAGGCAGAGAGGGAGAGAGGUAGAAAGAGAGAGAGAAAGAGAAGGGUGUUCCAUCCGCUGGUUCACUUCCCAGUUGGCCACAACAGCUGGAGCUGUGCUCAUCUGAAGCCAGGAGCAGGUGCCGGGGCCCAAGGACUUGGUCAUCUUCUACUGCUUUCCCAGACCAUAGCAGAGGGCUGGAUCAGAAGUACGGCAACUGGGUCUUGAACUGGCACCCAUGUGGGAUUCCGGCACUGCAGUGGCGGCUUUACCCACUACGCCACAGAUGUCUUUAAAGACAUCUCAAAUUAUGGCCGCCAGCAGUCCAUUACAAAUCCAUAGUAUGUUUGCCAUUUCCUAGUCAACUUAAGCAGCAUUGUUUGCUUGCACACUGUGUGUUCAACUAAUGUGGAAGCCUUUCUCUAAUUUUCUUAACUUUUUACAUUUAUUUAUUCAUAUAUUUGAGCAGCAGAGAGGCAAAGAGAGAGUGUCUGAGCAUGCUCCUUUCUGCUGGUUCACUUCCUUAUGCCCAGGGUGGCCCCUAGGCUGAUGCCUAGAACAAGAACACAGCCCAGAUUUCCCACGAGGGUGGCAGGAGCCCAAUCACUUGGGCCAUCACCCUCGCCUUCCAGGGUCUAUCUGUAUUAGCAGGAAACUGGAAUUGAGAACUGGGGCCAGGAGUUGAACAGAAAUACAACCAACUGUGGCUUAACUACCAGGACAGACUCCUACCAUUGGAAUUUCCUAAAGAGAGUGACAAUGAUGAACUAAAACAAAUUGAGAAAGACUGGAGUGGUGAGCAGAUUCCCUGCUUUCUCUUAUCUUUCUAAUUUAUUCUGUAUUUGCAAAACAAUAAGAAUCAUUUUUUAAAAAUAUUUCUUUUAUUUUGAUUUAAAAGGCAGAGUUAUAGAGAGAAGGAGAGAGAUCUUCCCAUCUGCUGAUUCACUCUCCAAGUGGGCACCAACCGCUGAGGCUGGGCCAGACUGAAACCAGGAACCUGGAACUCCAUCUGAGUCUCCCAUGUGGGUGCAGGGGCCCAAGCACUUGGGCCAUCUUCCGCUGCUUUCUCAGGUGUGUUAGCAGGGAGCUGAAUGAGAAGUGGAGCUGCCAGGACUGGAACUGGCUCUUUCAUGGAAUGCUGGCAUUAACCUGCUUAACAGCUUAACCUGCUGCACCACAACACCAGCCCCGGUGAGGAUCUUUUGUAUGUGCUUAUAAAUUUUUUAAAGACCACUUAAAAUGGAGGUGUGGGGCUGGUGUUGUGGUGUAGUGGGUUAAGCUGCUACCUGCAAUGCCAGCGUUGGUGCUAGUUUGAGUCCUGGCUGCUCCACUUCCAGUCCAGCUCCCUGCUAAUAUACCUGGGAAAGCAGCGGAAGAUGACCCAAGUGCUUCUGUCCCUGUACCCCCAUGGAAGAACCAGAUGAAGCUCCAAGCUUCUGGCUUUGGCUGGGCCCAGCCCCAGCCAUUGCAGCCAUUUGGAGAGUAAACCAGCAGAUGGAAGAUCUCUCUCUCUCUUCCUCUCUCUCUCUAUAACCCUCCCUUUCAAAAAAAAUUAAAUCUUUAAAAAAAAGGAGGUGAAAAUUUUUAUGCUUUUUAUUCAGUUUUGUUAUUACUGUGUUGCUGGUUUUCUCCUAUUUUAUAAAGUAGACAGCCUCUUUCUUUUUUAUUUUGUUAAGGAUGGGAGUAGAAUGCUAUACAGAUCACUGUCAUUAGGAUUAUAGAAAACAAACUCUUGAUAAUAUACACUCAACAGCAGUGCACAGAUUUUUUUCAGAGUUAAAGAACUAAUGGUGGGAUUUUCAGCAAGACUUGAAAUUUUAGCUGAAAUACAGUGUAAGUCUGUAAACAGAAGAUUGCUUCAAGCCAGCUGGCUACCGCCGUGGCCUUGCAGGAGGCACUUGCCUGUGGCCUGUCACAAGCCUGGGCACCAGGUUCAGGAUCCUCCCUGGCCUGGCUGUUGGCACUGGGCAGGUGUGCACCCCAGCAGGAAAACCUGCUUCUGAGGCCAGAGCAAGGUGGCCUGAUAGCUGACAGCCAGCCUGGGAGCAAGGCUCAGCCUGCUCUUGGGUGGGUAAUCUGUGCUCAGCGUGGGCUCUGUCUGCUCUGCAGCUGCCAGUUAAUAAGACAGCUCUUGUCUGGACUUCAGGAACAUACCCCAGGUUCUGGAAAUGCGCCUAGAAACAGAAGUAGCCCCUCCUACCCGGUGAGCACCUGACAUCUGAUGUGGAGGAUGGGGCGCGGGCCAGCAUCUCCUCGGUUCAGGACAACUGAGGGCCUGUGCUAAGCACCAAGUCCCUGUUGUCACUGCCACAGAGAGGACUGCGAUUGGAAGCUCCUUCUCCCCUUUUUGGUGGUCAUCAGGAGCAAUCACCAGACUCUGAUCUUUCACUCAGUGACUGGACAAGCCUAGUUAUUCUGUUGAAAGAAGAAUCUUCUUGCUCUCUUGGUGUCAAUAAACAUCCCAUUGGAAUUCCUGAUGAUUUCUUUUUGCUCCUGUGUGGCAGGAACUUUGACCCUAGCAAUCACAUUAAGCCUUUAUGAUAGUUAAUUCUUUUGUUUUACUCAAGGUUAAUGCUAAGUACAGAAUGCUCCAUGUAAAGCUUGCUGAAUUUGUAAAUCUGAUUGUUGAUUAUUGGGAUUAAAAAUUACCAUUAGGAAGGUAUAUCAAUCAGGAGGGCAGUUUUAGAAUUCUCCGCUUUUUUAAAAAAAAUAUUUUUAAGACGUUAGCAAGAUGGCAAAAACUAUUCUUGGGUAAUCUGGCUGACAGCACAGUUGGAUAUCUCGUUGUAUUUUGCUGCAAUAAAUCAGCUUAGGAAAUAUGUAGAGUAUAAAAUGACAGGGUUUUAGGGAGUAAAAUGCCAUAUUUUGGAGUUAAUCUUAAAAGUAUUUGGUUAAGUACUUCAUAAAUUAUAGAUUGAGAAAGUUUAAAAGGUGUUUGAAUUCAAAAUGUUACGAAUCAGCUCUCCUGAUUUUCUGAGACUGACAGAAAGUACACCAUAGUAGGUGGAGGUGGACUACCACUUUACUUUUGAAGGAUUUUGUUUUCAAAAAGUCAUUUGACACAAGCACUGGUGGGUCAAAUGGUGGAAGCAAACCCACACUGAGUGGAGGGACCCACACUCCACUUGGCCUUGCCACACACCCGCACAGGGUCUGAUCCUUGUGAUCCCAGUUUCCCUUAUCUGUGAUGUAUGAGACAGAAGGGCCUAAAUUGUCUUGCAGUUUAGCAUUCCUCUUUGCAGACAUUUUCUUGAGUGGGAGGAGGCAAUCGGGGAACUUUUUAGUAGGCUUCCUUUGGGGGCAAGAAAUCUUAGCUUCUUGUUCAUCUUGAAUAGUUUAGUGAAUGUAUUAGAAACUGAUGAGGCAGACUUCUUUGGGGCCUGUGCUGUGUUUCUCUUCACAGAAUGUAGUUGUGCUCAGCAUCAUCCAGGCAGAAAGAGAGAGAGAGACAGAGAGAGAGAUAGCCUGGUUCAUAGUAGAAGUUCAAGCAGCAUCUGUCAAUUAAAUAAACAGGUAUUUCAGGAGCUUUUGUAAGGUGCUGUGUGUGGAAUGUUGUGAAAGCAAAGACCCACUCCCUGGCCUUCAGGAGUUUCUAAUCUGUUUGUGAAGACAAGCUAUAAAUGCACAAACAUUGAAUCCAUUUUACAAGAGAUAUGUUACAAGGCCGUAUAGGAUUAAUUGCCAGAUGAGGGCUAUGGAGCAUAAUUGCCUGGAGUUCAGACUGAGAGUGGAGGGGAGGAGGAGUGCCAGCCAGGAGUUCACAAAUGCGUUUCAGGCUCUGUUCUUGGAAGAACUGAGUUAACUGCUGGCAGCAAUACACCAGCAUAGGGGAAGGCUGGUGUUAAGUGAGGAGGAGGGCAUCCUAGUGCAAAGAACUGCGUAGGAACAGUCUCACGCAUUGAGUGCGGAUGUCAGCUUAACUCCCAGCUUGAGAAGUUUAAGGUUUUGGUUCUGUCAAGACCCUCAGUGCUCCUGAGGGGCUCCUAACUACAAGUGCAUUUUCUGCCUCAAACUAGAAGCAAACAAACCAAACAACUUGUUUGGUCACCUGAACUUAUUAAAAUUCCAAGGGCCAUGCAUUAUUUAAGAUUUCUUUAUGUCCGUUUGGAGCUAAGUAAUUCAUUCUGGCAAGCAUUUCAUUUGCAACAGAGAGGGAGCACGUUCUGGAGGGAGGAAGAAUAAAAGGACCUUUGAUUCCUUCGCUUCUGAGGGCCAGGGCCGCCUUGGGCCAGCGUCUUAUUCUGGACUUUGGAAGCCAUCUUAGCCCAGCUGUGGGAGUGCCAGCUAGUGCUGGAGGAACGAGAAUAGCGCCAUUGGGUCCCAUCACAUCCCUCUGACUGCUGAUAGAGGAGUUUCUCUCCUUUCACAUUUCCUUGCAGUAACGUGGCAGUUCAUUUCCCCCAAGUUAGAGCUCCGUCGGAAUGUACCCUUUGAACUUGGACUGAAGUCAGAACGUCUCUGUGACUCCUUUUAUCUCAGCCUGUCUGUCGACCAAGUACAGAAAACUUAAUCAAGUCGCAGGUCUCUUUAUUCUCCCUUCUUGGACUACAGCACAAAUACAGUUAGCAUUCUUUUCUUCUGUAGAUUACUUUUGGGGAGCAGUGGCCCACUGUACCGUGGAUUUGCACAUUUAUUAAAUAAGUAGCCUCUUCAGUUGCCAACCUGAUGGCCCCAGGAUCCUUAGUGAAUUGUGGAUGGCAAUGUAGGCCUGUUCAGUUGCUGGGAAAAUGCCCUCCAGGACCCGGAAGCUUCUGGCCAUUCGAGCCUUGUAUGCCUGAGCACCUUAACCAAUUAAUACAAGAAUACCUUAAUUCCAGAAAGAAUCUUUUGUGUUGUCAUCAAUUCACUUAUUCAUAGGUCAAAUUCUCCCCAGUUUGCGUUGCUGGAUGGUGCAUAGAAAAUCUAACUUACCAGCUUUUGACACCCCCCCCCCCCACCAACAGCCUGUUUUAUCCCCAAAGAGUUAACACCAUGUGCACUGCAAUGCAUAUUUGGUUGUUAUCUCUCUUACAUUAGCUCUUGAAGCAUUCUGAUUACAACUUGUAGCUGCCAAGCCCUGUCCUGCAGCAUUAUCUGGAACAGAAAUUUUCCAUGUGGUUGUUUAGCAGAGCGACUCCAUGCAUGUACACACUGCACGUGAGGACGUAAGAGGUAAAGGAAUAGCGCUUCUAGGAGGGGAAAUGCAUGGAAGAGGAGAUGGUUUGUGUUACGCAGUGGCCGUUUAACUGGAGAUCCGGAUGUCUUGGAAUAUUACAAAAAUGAUCACGCCAAAAAGCCUAUUCGUAUUAUUGAUUUAAAUUUAUGUCAGCAAGUCGAUGCUGGCUUGACAUUUAACAAAAAGGAGUUUGAAAACAGCUACAUUUUUGAUAUCAACACUAUUGACCGGAUUUUCUACUUGGUGGCAGACAGUGAGGAGGAGAUGAAUAAGUGGGUUCGUUGCAUUUGUGACAUCUGUGGGUUUAAUCCUACAGAAGAAGAGCCUGUGAAGCCGCCUGGCAUCUCCCUACAAGCACCAGCUGAUUUGCCUUUAGCUAUAAACACGGCACCACCGUCCUCCCAGGUGGAUUCGUCUGCUGCUCUACCUCCUUCCUAUCAGCUGAUCAGCCUUCCACCACCCCCGGAAACUCUUGGCAUCCAGGAGGAUCCCCAAGACUACCUCUUGCUAAUCAACUGUCAAAGCAAGAAGCCUGAACCCACCAGCCAAGGGUCAUCUUUUGUUUCUGAAGAAGGAGAGGAGUACCUACUACUAGAAGACUUUGAGAGCAAAACGAUUCCAUUGCAAACACAUGCGGAUUCUACAAAAUCCACCUCUUCUGAAACAGACUGCAAUGAUAACGUCCCUUCUCACAAAAAUCCCGCCUCCUCCCAGAGCAAACACGGAAUGAAUGGUUUUUUCCAGCAGCAGAUGCUGUAUGACUCCCCGCCGUCGCGGGCUGCGUCGCUGUCCGUGGACCCCAGCCUUUACAACCUGCCCAGGAGCUACUCCCACGAUGUUCUACCAAAGACAUCUCCCUCGAGUACCGAAGCAGAUGGGGAACUCUAUGUUUUCAAUACCCCGACCGGCAUAUCGAGCUUAGAGACUCAACUGAGGCAUGCCUCCAUCAGUUACGACAUUCCGCCAACACCUGGUAAUACUUACCAGAUCCCACGAACAUUUCCUGACGGGACCUUGGGACAGACGUCAAAGCUAGACUCUAUUCCAGAUAUUCCCCCGCCUCGGCCGCCGAAACCGCACCCGGCUCACGACCGAUCUCCUGUGGAAACGUGCAGCCUCUCCCGCACAGCCUCGGACACGGACAGCAGUUACUGCGUCCCUACAGCAGGGAUGCCGCCGUCACGUAGUAACACCAUUUCCACCGUGGAGCUGAACAAAUUGCGAAAAGAUGCUAGUUCUCAAGACUGCUAUGAUAUUCCACGAACAUUUCCAAGUGAUAGAUCUAGCUCCCUUGAAGGCUUCCAUAAUCACUUUAAAAUCAAAAAUGUGUUGACAGUGGGAAGUGUGUCAAGUGAAGAAAUGGAUGAAAAUUAUGUUCCAAUGAAUCCCAACUCACCACCACGACAACAUUCCAGCAGUUUUACAGAACCAAUUCAGGAAGCAAAUUAUGUGCCAAUGACUCCAGGGACAUUUGAUUUUUCUGCAUUUGGAAUGCAAGUUCCUCCACCUGCUCAUAUGGGCUUCAGGUCCAGCCCAAAGACACCUCCCAGGAGGCCAGUUCCCGUUGCAGACUGUGAACCACCCCCCGUGGACAGGAACCUCAAGCCAGACAGGAAAGGUCAAAGCCCUAAAAUUUUAAGACCCAAACCCCAUGGUUUAGAGCGAACUGAUUCACAAACCAUAGGUGACUUUGCUACAAGAAGAAAGGUCAAGCCAGCACCUUUAGAAAUAAAACCUUUGCCAGAGUGGGAGGAAUUACAGGCUCCAGUUAGAUCUCCCAUCACCAGGAGUUUUGCUCGAGACUCCUCCAGGUUUCCCCUGUCCCCACGACCAGAUUCAGUGCACAGCACGACGUCGAGCAGCGACUCACAUGACAGUGAAGAGAAUUAUGUUCCCAUGAACCCAAACCUGUCCAGUGAAGACCAGAGUCUUCUUGGCAGUAACAGUCUUGAUGGAGGAAGCAGUCCUGUGAUCAAGCCCAAAGGAGACAAGCAAGUGGAAUACCUCGACCUCGAUUUAGACUCUGGGAAGUCCACACCACCACGUAAGCAAAAGAGCAGUGGCUCAGGCAGCAGUGUCGCUGAUGAGAGAGUGGAUUAUGUUGUGGUUGACCAACAGAAGACCCUGGCCUUGAAGAGCACACGGGAAGCCUGGACAGAUGGCCGGCAGUCCACAGAGUCGGAAACACCCAGCAAGAGUGUCAAGUGAAAGCAGCACUCGGCUGUUUCUGAACAAGAGAACCGCACUGGAGAGAGAAAGCCUUUUUUGAAGAUGACUUGACACUCUAGGUAGAUCCUUGUAGGACUGCAGUCAAAGGACCUUUCAGACAUAAUCAAGCAAUUUAGACUGUAAAUGGUGCUUUGUGGUAUCUGAACAAUUCGUGCUGUGUAAAUAAUGUGGGGAAAUAGUAUUUAGCUCCCAGAGAAACAUCUGUUCCAUAAUUAACACACUUGUAGUAUUACUGUAUUUAUGCACUUUUUCGUUUAAAACAUUGGUCUGGGUAUUCCCCCAUGUACUUUAACAGAAUUCCUUUCGAACUUCCUGCCCCCGCCCCCCGCCCCGCCACUAUUCUAUGUAACAAUACUAAAUUAACUAAGCUACUUUCUAGAUUUGGAAAUUAGUGUUUAAAGUCUAAAGACAUUAAAAUGAGAAGUAGAUAAACAAGUUAGCUUUCCCUGAAGCUUUGGGUGGUAACUAUUAGCUUAGGCUACAAAGUAGAAUUGGACUUAUCAAAUUCACUGCCUUCCAAAAUGCUAAAGAUAAUGUGUGUCAUGUCCUACUGCUGUCAGGACCUAGUUCUCUGGUUCAUGUACAUUUAGUUUUUAAUGGUGGAACUUUGUUAUAUUUUGUUAAUUACAGUGUUUUUGGUUCAUUGAGUGAAGAUUCUGCCGGGUAGGAUCUUGCACUCUUGAAAGACUGAAAUAUAACACUAUCAAGUAAGCCUGCAAAUCAUUGGUGGCAUGCAGUGAUGUUGUGUUCUUACACUUGUUAACAUUUAUUAAAUGUUAUUUGCGAAAGGUAGAUUGUAUAACUAAUCAGGUACGUACAAGGCACUGAUGUGCUAAUACACUGAUCAGGUUUAGACUACGAGCUUUAGUUGUGUUCUUGUUAAUCUUAACAUUGGUUCCCAGUUUGGAAUUAAUGAAGCAGUUGACACUCACUGUUAGUUAUAGCAACAUACUGUGAUUUUUAAUUAGACAGUAAUUCAGAUUUAUUACUUUUAAGAAUGAAAUUCUGUCUUUUGACACCACAGUGCCCUUUCUAUGAUUUUUUUACUUACUAUUCUUCUUGGCCUUAUAUUUAAAUCCCUAUGCAAUUAAUAUUUUAUAUCUACCUUUUUUAAAAAAAUGUUAUAUAAGUGAUUCUCCUAUGUAGCACCUGUUGCUUUUUCAGUCAGAGAAUUGAAGAUUUUGUACUGUGAUUUCUAUUCACUGCCCCAAUUCAAGAAAUAUCAGAGCCUUACUAUAAUGUGAAAUCUUACCGUCAUGGACCCCUUCCACUCAGAUUUCUGAAACUACCAGAGGAAUGGUAUAAUUCUGUCUCACCUACAACAUGGUCCUGCGACACUGAUACCAAGACCAGGAAUUUAGUGAGGCUACAAUUAUAUUCAUCUGUCUUAGCUUUGCAACAUAAUUUAGAAAGCAAGUAUAGUUUGUUAACUAAGUUACAUGCAAUCUCUUAUAUACUGGUUUGAGACUUACUAACAGGUUUUGGAGGGGACAUACAUAGAGAUAGAAAUGCUCACUGCUGAGGCAUGACACCUUUCCCUCCAUUCAGACCUCUAACUGUUGCCUAAGUACACAGAUGUGCCGAUUUCUGGCCCCCUUGGCCAUAGUACUGUGCCUAAUCAAUGUAAUGGGUUUGUUUCCCCAAUCCACAAACUAAAAGUGUUUAUAACAAGAUGAAUUGUAGACUAGUAACAUUUAAUGCUUUUAAAUGUUUGCUUCUUUUUAAACAAAAACUAAAGCCCAGAAGUGAAUUUUGAGGUGGAUUUUUAAAUAAAAAAGAUUGUUUGA
Messenger RNA from Oryctolagus cuniculus (rabbit), 11596 nucleotides. Lineage: Eukaryota; Metazoa; Chordata; Mammalia; Lagomorpha; Leporidae. The record is from RefSeq and is a predicted model, not a curated record.